AUGAGGUCUUAUCAAUUUUGGUUUGGUAACAAGGUCCCGGUGUGGUACGGUAACAUAUUUUAUUGGAGAGAGACGUCUAAAAGAGGAGAAGAGGAGAAGAGGAGAAAGGGAAAAGGAGAAGGAGAAGGAGGUGAAGAAGAGGGAGACGGAGAGGGAGAGGGACAAGAAGAAGAAGAAGAAGGAAGAGACAAUUUCAAUAAUGAAUGA
This is a messenger RNA of Botrytis deweyae, 207 nucleotides long. RefSeq lists its product as uncharacterized. Lineage: Eukaryota; Fungi; Ascomycota; Leotiomycetes; Helotiales; Sclerotiniaceae. The record is from RefSeq and is a predicted model, not a curated record. The transcript has a single exon. The coding region runs from base 1 to 207 and encodes 68 amino acids.